This is a messenger RNA of Marmota flaviventris (yellow-bellied marmot), 2657 nucleotides long. RefSeq names its product ADAM metallopeptidase domain 8 (gene Adam8). Gene Ontology annotation, molecular function: metalloendopeptidase activity; cell adhesion molecule binding. NCBI's taxonomy places the organism in Eukaryota, Metazoa, Chordata, Mammalia, Rodentia, Sciuridae. The record is from RefSeq and is a predicted model, not a curated record. Gene Ontology annotation, biological process: inflammatory response; regulation of cell-cell adhesion; positive regulation of cellular extravasation.
CAGAGCUCUCAGUUUAGUUCUGCAAAGACCCUCCAGACCACAACGAGACCCGGGACAGCACCAUGGGCGGCCUCUGGCUCUGGCUGCUCUGUGCACUGUGGCCCCAGGCGAUUGCACUCAGCCCAUCCUUGCCCCCCGUGGAGCAGUAUGAGGUGGUGUGGCCCAAACGUCUGCCUGGACCCCGCACCCGCCGAGCUCUGCCCUCCCACAGGGGCCUGUACCCUGAGAGUGUGAGCUAUGUCCUUGGGGCCGGAGGACACACCUUCACCCUGCACCUGCGGAUAAACAGGGACCUGCUGGGCGUGGGCUACACAGAGACUUAUUCAGCUGCCAAUGGCUCUGAGGUGACAGAGCAGUGGCAUGGGCAGGACCACUGCCUCUACCAGGGUCACGUGGAGGGUCACCAGAGCUCUGCUGCUAGCCUCAGUACGUGUGAUGGCCUCAGGGGCUUCUUCCGGGUGGGCUCUGCCAUCCAUGUGAUCGAGCCUCUAGAUGGAGGUGGUGAGGAGGGGCAGCAUGCAGUGUACCAGGCCAGGCACCUGCAGCAGAAGGCUGGGACUUGUGGGGUCAGCGAUGCCAGCCUGGACAACCUUCUGGGGCCUCGGGUCUCAGCAGCCUUCAGGCCUCAGCCCCGGAACUGGCCCCUGUCCCGAGAUACCCGCUAUGUGGAGCUGUAUGUGGUCACAGACAGCAAGGAGUUCCAGCAGCUGGGGAGCAGAGAGGCCGUGCGCAGGCGUGUGCUGGAGGUGGUGAACCAUGUGGACAAGUUUUAUCAGGAGCUCAAUUUCCGUGUGGUAUUGGUGGGCCUGGAGAUCUGGAGCAGGGACAAGGUCCCCAUCAGCCCCCAUGCCAACAUCACCCUGGAGAACUUCCUUUCCUGGCGGGCACAGGACCUGAUGGGGAGACACCCCCAUGACAAUGUGCAGCUCAUCACGGGGGUCGACUUUACCGGGACCACCGUGGGACUGGCUCAGGUGUCUGCCCUGUGCUCUCGGGCCUCCGGGGCUGUGAAUCAGGACCACAGCCAGAACCCUAUUGGCGUGGCAUCCACCAUGGCCCACGAACUGGGCCACAACCUGGGCAUGAACCAUGACGAGAAUGUCCAGGGAUGCUACUGCCCCGUGCCACGGGAGGGUGGUGGCUGCAUCAUGGCGGCCAGCAUUGGCUCCAAGUUCCCCAGGACGUUCAGCAGGUGCAGCAGGACUGACCUAGAGAUGUUCCUGGAGAAACCCCAGACGGGCUGCCUGGCCAAUGCCCCUGACCCUGACCGGCUGGUGGGAGGCCCUGUGUGUGGGAACAUGUUUGUGGAGCGUGGGGAGCAGUGUGACUGUGGCACUCCCCAGGACUGUCAGAACCGCUGCUGCAAUGCCACAACAUGCCAGCUGGCUGAGGGGGCCAAGUGUGCCCAUGGCACCUGCUGCCACGAGUGCAGGGUGAAGCCAGCUGGUGAGCCAUGCCGCCCCCAGAGGGACCAGUGUGACCUGGAGGAGUUCUGCGAUGGCCGGAGUCCAGCGUGCCCAGAGGAUGUCUUCCAGGAGAACGGCACACCCUGUCCUGGGGGCUACUGCUUUAAUGGGCACUGCCCCACACUAGCCCAGCGGUGCCAGGAACUGUGGGGUCCAGGUGCACAGGUUGCUGCAGACACCUGCUUCUCCUUCAGCAUCUCUCCAGGCUGCAGAGGCAGGAUCACCCCCAGCAUGGGCAGGGCCGACAGAUGUGGGGUCCUAUACUGUGCAGGGGGCCGGCAGCCCCCAGAGCGCAGCUCCUGUACACUCAGUUCCUACUCGGGCAAUUGCCAAGCUCUGCACAUGGACAGCGAGGCCUCUGCCUAUGAGCCUGUGCCCCAGGGCACCAGGUGUGAUAAGGGGAAGAUUUGCUGGGAAGGGCGCUGCCAAGACCUCCAGGUCUACAGAUCCAAGAACUGCUCCGCCCAGUGCCACAACCAUGGGGUGUGCAACCACAAGAGGGAGUGUCACUGCCACGUGGGCUGGGCACCGCCCCACUGUGCGGAGCUACUGACAGACAUGCAGGCAGCCUCCAGUCAUGUCCAGUCCACCCUUCCCAGUCCCUAUCUACCCACAGAAGGCACCAGACCAGCUCAGACCUGCUCCACCCACCAAGCCCCUCCCAAAGCUGAAGCCCAAGCAGCCUGUCAAGCCAACCUCUGCACCCCCAUUGCCACCUGUCAAGCCCAGUGCUGGAGAGACCACACCUGGAAUGACUCAGGGGGUCAAAGGCCCCAAAGUCCCGCUGAAGCCCCGCAUCCGAAGGUGACAAGGGCGCCGGCCCAGUGUCCCGCCACUGCACAAGUCUGGAGAGGCACUUCGGAACCAAGCGCUGGCAUCCCGGGCUCACUACCUGGGCCUCCACGGACCUGGCUGGACGCUCGGCUCCACUCAGGACUCUGGCCUGCUGGGCCUUGCUGCCAGGGGCCAGUGCUCGCCGGCUGGGCCCGCACAGCGGCGUGUGCAAGCGCUGGGGCGGGUGCACUCGGGCGGCCACUAGCGAGGGCGGCUAGGCGGUUCCCGGCGCUAGACUUCCUAACAAUAAAGAGCUGUGUUUCCCCAGCAAACUGUCGCGCAAGUUCUGUGGGGCGGGAGGUCCUCAGUACACAGUCAACCUUCCUUUGGCCCGGGAUUUAAUCACAAGCCCUCGGU